ACUCAAGAUUUCAGCAGUUAAUCGAUCAGGUUGACUUUCUGCUGGAUGCGUCUCACCUGCAAGGCAGUGCUUCUUCUUAGAUUUUGGAUUAUUUUGGAGAUAAAACAUCAUUAAAAGGAUGCCGUUCCGUGUGACAUACAGAUUGGCAAUGAUGCUGAUAAUAUCAACAGCUUACAUUCCAAAGUUGGAAGCAUCUUCAGCAACAUAUGUUACUGAUAUUACUACAAUAUAUGUUACUAAUAUUACUACGACGAGUCCGAUAUCUUCUGUUGAAACUAGUACACCAGGAGUUGCUACAACCUCAGAUGUAAGCUCACCGGGAAGUUCAACAAUUUAUGAUACAACCAGUCAAUCGCAGGGGUUAUCAUCAACUUCUGACGGAACUAGUUCUACGGGAAUUUCUACAACUAUUGAUGAUACUAGCUCCACAAGCGUCUAUGUAACUUCUGAUGUAACCAUCCAAUCUGGCGUUUCUGCAACUUCAGAUGGAAUCACAUCAACGGAGAACUCUGCAACUCCUGACCAGCAUACACAUACAACCGUAAAAGAAACCAGUGAUCCAUCAAACUCUACAGUUGACACUCCAACUCAGGAUCAUUCUGGCUCUACAACCGAUGCCCCAACCCAGGAUCCUUCUGGCUCUACAACCGAUGCUUCAACCAAGGAUCCUUCUGGCUCUACAACCGAUGCUUCAACCCAGGAUCCUUCUGGCUCUACAACCGAUGCCCCAACCCAGGAUCCUUCUGGCUCUACAACCGAUGCCCCAACCCAGGAUCCUUCUGGCUCUACAACCGAUGCUUCAACCCAGGAUCCUUCUGGCUCUACAACCGAUGCUUCAACCCAGGAUCCUUCUGGCUCUACAACCGAUGCUUCAACCAAGGAUCCUUCUGGCUCUACAACCGAUGCUUCAACCCAGGAUCCUUCUGGCUCUACAACCGAUGCUUCAACCAAGGAUCCUUCUGGCUCUACAACCGAUGCUUCAACCCAGGAUCCUUCUGGCUCUACAACCGAUGCCCCUUCUGGCUCUACAACCGAUGCUUCAACCCAGGAUCCUUCUGGCUCUACAACCGAUGCUUCAACCCAGGAUCCUUCUGGCUCUACAACCGAUGCUUCAACCCAGGAUCCUUCUGGCUCUACAACCGAUGCUUCAACCAAGGAUCCUUCUGGCUCUACGACCGAUGCUUCAACCAAGGAUCCUUCUGGCUCUACAACCGAUGCUUCAACCAAGGAUCCUUCUGGCUCUUCAACUGAUGCUUCAACCAAGGAUCCUUCUGGCUCUACAACCGAUGCCCCAACCCAGGAUCCUUCUGGCUCUACAACCGAUGCCCCAACCCAGGGUCAUUCUGGCUCUACAACCGAUGCCCCAACCCAGGGUCAUUCUGGCUCUACAACCGAUGCCCCAACCCAGGGUCAUUCUGGCUCUACAACCGAUGCCCCAACCCAGGAUCCUUCUGGCUCUUCAACCGAUGCCCCAACCCAGGAUCAUUCUGGCUCUACAACCGAUGCUCCAACCAAGGAUCUUUCUGGCUCUACAACCGAUGCCCCAACCCAGGAUCCUUCUGGCUCUACAACCGACACCCUAACCAGUAAUUCAAAUGCAUCAACAGCAUUAUCGGGAACUCCCGAGCCAAGCGCUAACAAUACAGAAAGAAAGACAACCAGAGAACCCAAAGAGACGACAUCUAAAGAUGGAGAUCUUACAAGUCCCCCUGAGGAACCCCUAUCGUCUGGUGCAAUAGCAGGAAUUGUAAUUGUGUCUUUGGCGGGUACUGCCGCCAUAGUAGGUGGCAUUAGAUACGCAGUGAUACAUUGCAAAUCUUCCUCUAAGGUGACUCCUGACAUGCCUGAGAACGAUGCGGACAAGGACAUUGAGAUAGAAAGCAUGUCUAACGAUACAGCCAAACUCACUUCCCCAGAUAAUGAUUAACUAUUGCAAGAACUAGUUUUGCAUUUGUACAUUGUGUGUAGCAUGUCAGCCCCUGAUCAGGGGAAAUUCCCUGAUCUUACCAGUCUUAUCAUAAUCAUAAACGUAAACAUGUUCAUAAGGGCAAGAAACUUCCAAUAUGAUCUUUGUUUCACGAUUGAUACUUUGAUAGGUGGAUCAGUGCCCCAUCCUGAAAAAAAGAAGAAAUGUAAGGUGCAGAAUCACCAUAAGCUGGGCAAUGAAAACGUUUUACACUGCAAUGAAUGGUUUAACACUGUGUGAAAGGGAAUAUUGUCAGUGGUAUUGGAUUAAAAAAAAAAUAACUUGAUGACAAUAGUACAAUAAUGUAAAAGCAUUAAGAGAACAAGAUCAUGCAGUUGUUGAAACGUAUGAAACAUCAAAUCAGGCAUGGCAUUUUACAUCCAUCCGUGUGUACUUCCCAUUAUUAAACUUUGAAUGGACUAUUGCACUGCUUGUCAGUUCAAAACUGGUGAAGCGAGACCUUUGAAAUUUUUAAGCAACUGAAAAAUAAAUUUAGCUUUUUAUUUAUUCACAUGAAACUUCGGUUUUAAAUUAUUACGCGUACAUUGUAUUUGGGACAAGCUGUGGGCCUAUUAAUAAAUAUGUGUAUUGAGACACAGUUGAUGAUUAAAGAUUUUGUGACGUCACGGACAAUCAGCUCGUCCACAUGUCUUGUGAUAUGAAUUCCAAAAAUAUCAUUUGAAAUUGAAGGCGAUUUUAUUUGUGAGGUAGAUAAAUUAUCGGACACAUCAAUAAUGGGGGAGCUUCUCGUAUAAUUUAUGAUGUCACAAAUCAAAAUCUUUGAAAUGUAAUAACUAUCUUAUUCUUUGAUGGCUUUUCAUCAAAUCGUCACGUACAUAUUUCUCUAUUUGUUCUACCUGUAUUAAAACAACAUACAUGUAUAUUGAAGGUGAUUCCCCCUUUAUCUUAGAUUUGGGUCUGUAUUCAGAAUUCAUGAAGAACUUACGAAGGAGCCUUCAGAUGUCCUACAUAAAUUCAGAAUUUCAUACCUUUUCAAACUCUUUAUCCAAGUCUUUGGAACAAACUUAUUGCUAUCGAAUCUUUUGAGCAAAUUCAUUUCUAUUCUUCAAGCAGUCUUAAAUUAAAAUAUACUUUUGUAAUGUUUGUUUACAAUCUACCAUUACACCAGAGUUUCCAUAGUGUAAACCAUUGAAGUUGAUCAUGUUUUGGGUAGUUAGGCUAGCGCUAUAAAUGACGAGUGAAAAGGCUCGUGAGGAACAGUAUGGUCGCCAGUUCGGGAGCUACGUUCUUGUAAAUUAUUAAAAGAAUGAACCUGUUUUCACUCAUAAGAAAUAGGAGAGGGGUCACUGGUCAGUUUUGCUCUCAGGUUUCAUAAGAUGAUCACGGAUAUGAACGCUC
Lytechinus pictus (painted urchin) is the source of this 3325-nucleotide messenger RNA. RefSeq lists its product as uncharacterized. The transcript is spliced from 2 exons. The record is from RefSeq and is a predicted model, not a curated record. Lineage: Eukaryota; Metazoa; Echinodermata; Echinoidea; Temnopleuroida; Toxopneustidae. The coding region runs from base 119 to 1927 and encodes 602 amino acids.